GGCUAUCUCGGUCGAUUGCAAUCAUCCUCAUUCACUCCGGACAUUACUCCAAUCAUCCUGGCGGCCCAUCGAGACAACUAUGUGAUCCUGAAAAUGCUAUUGGAUCGCGGGGAUCGAAUCCCGCGACCGCAUGAUUUACGCUGUGCCUGUCACAUUUGUUCCCAGGCCAGACGUGAUGAUGGUCUGCAACACUCGAAGCUCCGAAUCAACACGUACCGAGCACUGACCAGUCCGUCUUUCAUAAUCCUGACCAGUAAUGAUCCGAUUCUGACCGCGUUCGAGAUGAGCGCCGAACUGCAACAGUUGGGCGAAUUGGAGAAUGAAUUUCGCGGACUCGGACGAAUCGAAAAUAGAAGGAAACGAAAUUGCACUGGAGUGCACUACUACUACUACUACUACUACUACUACUACUACUACUACUACUACUACUGCAUCAUAUUAAGUCCGGCUAGAUUUAGAGAGUAUUGA
This is a messenger RNA of Echinostoma caproni, 468 nucleotides long. Lineage: Eukaryota; Metazoa; Platyhelminthes; Trematoda; Plagiorchiida; Echinostomatidae. The record is from the annotation of a GenBank genome assembly.